Molecule: messenger RNA, 722 nt
Organism: Alexandromys fortis (reed vole)
Lineage: Eukaryota; Metazoa; Chordata; Mammalia; Rodentia; Cricetidae
Product: 60S ribosomal protein L15-like
Exons: 1
Coding region: 47-661 (204 amino acids)
Biological process (GO): cytoplasmic translation
Cellular component (GO): cytosolic large ribosomal subunit; ribosome
Molecular function (GO): RNA binding; structural constituent of ribosome
Source: RefSeq, a predicted model, not a curated record
AAAGGCUUCUUCCUUUCCUCUGACGGCGGCCAUCAGGUGAGCCAAGAUGGGCGCAUACAAGUACAUCCAGGAGCUGUGGCGGAAGAAGCAGUCGGACGUGAUGCGCUUUCUGCUGAGGGUCCGCUGCUGGCAGUACCGAAAGCUGUCCGCGCUGCACCGGGCUCCACGCCCCACCCGGCCCGACAAAGCGCGGAGGCUGGGCUACAAGGCCAAGCAAGGUUACGUCAUAUACAGGAUUCGCGUCCGCCGUGGUGGCCGCAAACGCCCGGUGCCCAAGGGUGCGACCUACGGCAAGCCUGUCCAUCAUGGUGUGAACCAGCUAAAGUUUGCCCGAAGCCUUCAGUCUGUUGCUGAGGAGAGAGCUGGACGCCACUGUGGGGCUCUGAGAGUCCUGAAUUCUUACUGGGUUGGCGAAGAUUCCACAUACAAAUUUUUUGAGGUUAUCCUCAUUGAUCCAUUCCAUAAAGCUAUCAGAAGAAACCCUGACACCCAAUGGAUCACCAAACCGGUCCACAAGCACAGAGAGAUGCGUGGGCUGACGUCUGCAGGCCGCAAGAGCCGAGGCCUUGGAAAGGGCCACAAGUUCCACCACACUAUUGGUGGCUCUCGCCGUGCAGCCUGGAGAAGGCGCAACACUCUGCAGCUCCACCGUUACCGCUAAUAUACGUAAUGUUUGUACAAUUAAUACCCCAAUAAACAAUUUAGGACCGUCAAAAAAAAAA